Molecule: messenger RNA, 1392 nt
Organism: Coccidioides posadasii C735 delta SOWgp
Lineage: Eukaryota; Fungi; Ascomycota; Eurotiomycetes; Onygenales; Onygenaceae
Gene: RAM1
Product: CAAX farnesyltransferase (FTase) subunit beta
Biological process (GO): protein farnesylation
Cellular component (GO): protein farnesyltransferase complex
Molecular function (GO): protein farnesyltransferase activity
Source: RefSeq, a predicted model, not a curated record
AUGGCCACUGGAGAACAACCCCCGCGACGAGGAGUCCCGGCUCUGUUUACGCAGUUCCCCGCCAUCCGUGACGACCUGGAUACGGAAACGUCGCGGGUACAGGAAGAUACCGUCAAGCAGUGUUUGCCAUUUCUAAAAGGCGUCGCCCAGUCGCUCUAUGGUCCUUUCAACGAACAUGGAAUCCCUAGUCUCUAUCGAGAUGUUCAUGUCGCCUAUCUUUACGAUGCUCUCGAGGAGUAUCCGGGCAAAUUUGUUGGACUUGAUGCAAGUCGUCCGUGGAUGAUGUACUGGGCGCUGACCGGAUUGUAUCUCCUUGGAGCAGAUGUUACGAGACUGAGGAAACGGGUGAUAUCAACUGCCGCGCCCAUGCAGAAUCCUACUGGUGGAUUCGGCGGAGGGCAUGGCCAAAUGUCACACUGUGCCUCAUCAUAUGCCGUUAUUCUCAGUCUGGCUACGGUCGGGGGAGCUGAAGCCUUCAGCCUAGUGGACCGGGUGGCUUUCUGGAAAUGGCUAGGGCAAUUGAAGCAACCAGACGGCGGAUUUCAAGUGUGCCUUGGGGGCGAAGAGGAUGUGCGAGGUGCAUAUUGUGUGAUGGUAAUGGUAGCACUGCUGGAUUUGCCAACUGAGUUACCACCUGAUGCGCCCGCAAGGCAAUUCGGAUAUGACACGUUUAUGAGUGGACUGCCGGAAUAUCUGUCCAGAUGUCAAACAUUUGAAGGAGGGAUUUCCGGCAGCCCUGGGACGGAGGCACACGGUGCCUACGCAUUCUGCGCGCUAGCAUGCCUAUGCAUCCUGGGUAGUCCCGGCGAAAUGAUCAAUAAGCAUCUGGAUGUUCCUUUGUUAAUCUCGUGGCUGUCUGCAAGGCAAUAUGCUCCCGAGGGCGGAUUCGCGGGACGUACAAAUAAAUUGGUCGACGGCUGUUACAGCCAUUGGGUCGGAGGCUGCUGGCCACUGAUUCAGGCUGCCCUGAACGGCACGCAAUCAAAUGCCGAUGCCCCACACCCCCGAUUCGGAAGCUUGUACAGCCGUGAGGGUCUGACCAGAUAUAUUCUAGGCUGCUGCCAGUCCCCUCACGGAGGAUUGCGGGAUAAACCUGGCAAACAUGCCGAUUCUUAUCAUACGUGUUACACCCUCGCAGGGCUAAGUAACACGCAGAACUACCACUUUGAAACUGCCACUGGGUCCAUAGCACGAGGGCCGUUUUCUUCGGCAUUUUCAUGGUCACAUAUCCCCUUAACAUCAAAAACGGACAUUGAGCCUGACGGAAUCGUGUUUCACGAAAGAGAUCGGCUCAAAGUUAUCCACCCCCUCUUUGUUGUCCCUCAUUCUGCCGCGGAAGGUAUGAAAUCCUGGUAUGAGUCUAACCAGGUCCCAGAGCUUUGCAGUUCUUAA